Cutaneotrichosporon cavernicola is the source of this 1956-nucleotide messenger RNA. RefSeq lists its product as uncharacterized. Gene Ontology annotation, molecular function: NADPH dehydrogenase activity; FMN binding; NADP binding. Gene Ontology annotation, cellular component: intracellular anatomical structure. The coding region runs from base 1 to 1956 and encodes 651 amino acids. The transcript is spliced from 5 exons. NCBI's taxonomy places the organism in Eukaryota, Fungi, Basidiomycota, Tremellomycetes, Trichosporonales, Trichosporonaceae. The record is from RefSeq and is a predicted model, not a curated record.
AUGGAAACGCCGAACACGCGAGCGCGGCGGAAACGGGAACGAGAGCUGGAGGCAGGGAGCGGCGUCGGGUGGCGGCUUGAUGGUGGGCUGCGGAAUGAACUCCUUGGGCAGGUUGUAGAAGACCCAUUGCCAUUACCGACACCGACUCAGCGGGCACCUCCUAUCGGCUCGUUGUCAUUCACGGGUGACAGACCAGCGCUCAAGCGCUCCCGCCGUUUGGUCAGCCACUCACUCUCCGUUCCGUCGCCAGCGUCGAGUGAGCGAACAAAACUCGACGAGCUGCUCGACAGGUUCCUCGAUCAAUCGUCACAGUCGGCCGCUACUCUCCAAACCCCAUUAUCUCGCGCCAGCACUGCGUGCACCAAAGCGGGAAGCACUGGCCGCAGUCUGCCAAGUGCGGGGCGAUCGGCACAGUCGCGCAUCCUUGCAGACCGCACCAACGCGCGUCCCGUGGCGGCAUCGACUUCGCUGCCUUAUUCCAAGGGCAGUGCGAUUCCCUUGAGGGCGACCAAGUCUGCCCCGCGCUCUGUGGCGAACCUCGUCGAGGUCGAGGAACGGCCCAGGCCCAGGCGAGCUCAGCCCCCACGGCCAGAAGCUCCUAGUCCGCUGGCACCACUCCAUCACAUCGCCAACAUGACCACCAACGCCCGUCCCAGCAACCCACCCAACACCAACCCGCCCUUCGCUCCGUUCAAGAGCGAGGCGGCGGACUACCCUACAUUCCUCCCCAAGCAGCCUGAGCAGAUCGGUGCACUCGCGUCUGUUAAGCGCUUCCCCCAGAACAAGAAGGUUCCCAAGCUCUUUGAGCCCAUCACCAUUCGCGGCGUGACGUGGCCAAACAGGAUGUGGGUGGCGCCCAUGUGCAUGUACUCAAGCGACUACGGCAAGGCGACCGACUUCCACUUUGUGCACCACGGGACGAUGGCCCUGCGUGGCUGGGGCAGCCUCAUGUUUGAGGCGACUGCCAUUCUUCCCGAGGGUCGUAUCUCGCCCGAGGACAUGGGUAUUUGGUCCGACGAGCACAUUGCGCCUCUGAAGCGGGUCGUUGAUUUCGUGCACGCCAACGGAGCCAAGAUCGGUAUCCAGAUCGCCCACGCCGGUCGUAAGGCCAGCACUCUCAGUCCUUGGGUCCAGCGUAAGGGGCAGGACGAGGGUUGGACUGGAGGUGAAGUCGCGACCGACGAGGCCAACGGUUGGGCCAAGGACGUAGUGGGCGCUUCGGCCAUUAGCUUUGACCCCGCCACGAACCCGCACCCUUCCGAGGCGAGCCUCGAAUACCUCGAGCACGUCAAGGAGGCUUACAAGGCUGCUACGAAGCGCGUCAAGGCGGCCGGAUUCGACUUUAUCGAGAUCCACGGUGCGCACGGAUACUUCUUGCACAACUUUUACAGCCCGCUCUCGAACAAGCGUACCGACCAGUAUGGCGGUAGCUUUGAGAACCGUACCCGCCUCGGAUUGGAGAUUACCAAGAUCAUCCGCGACAACUGGGACGGGCCACUGCUGUACCGCGUGAGCGCUAGCGACUGGCUCGAGGAGGUCGAGGGACCCGAGAAGGACGCCAAUGGCGAGUGGCGCUGGUGGGGCCUCGAGCAGACUACCAUGUACGCCAAACUCCUUCGCGAUGCCGGCGUCGACCUCCUCGACGUGAGCUCGGGUGGUAACGACCCGCGCGGCAAGUUCAAGGUCGGACCGGGGUACCAGGUCAACUUUGCCGAGCACCUCAAGAAGAAUGUGCCCGGCCUGCUUAUUGGCGCUGUUGGCCUUAUCACGACGCCCCAGAAGGCCGAGGAGAUUCUUGAAAAGGGCCAGGCCGACGUCGUGCUCUUUGGCCGCGAGGUCCUCCGUCACGUCGACUUCCCCCUGCGCGCUGCAGAGCACCUCGGCGCUGCGGCUAACCCUGCCGGCCAGUACGAGCGUGCGUGGAGCCGCAUGCUAUCGACUGUGCCGCGCACUUAG